CCAGUACUCGGACAAGAUUCAUCCAAGAAAAGGACCGAAGGGAAGCUGGCGUCGGACAACAACUGCAGCAUCUCCAAUCACGACCAGGCCACCGGAUCUUCCCACCUCAUCCUGUCCUUCCCCAGACCGCAGACCACAGGCGCUGUGCAGAUCGAAGCCUUGCCUCAUCGGGUGCGACUUACACCACGCACCACCACCACCCACCACGCACUGCGCAACGUCAACCUCCUCCGAGUCCCCAACACUUGCUCCUCCUUCUGCUUCUUCCCUCCCAUCUUUCUUCUCCUCUUUCCGCUCUCAUUCUACAACUAUCGCAGCAUCACCUUGCUUAAACUCGACUCAGCCUCCCUUUGCGCGAACUGCGCCUACGCCCGCGCCUGCCACCACAACCUUGAACCAACCACCCCCCCGCCCAUCCCGGCACCUUCAGUCCGGGGCAACUCGGCACCUACACCCAGCAAGCACCCAGCACUCAGUACGAGCGCAAGCACCGCCAGCCUGUGCACGAGCAGAAGAAAGGCAGCCACGGCACACUCGGUGCCAUCCAUCGUCAUUCUGUCCUGUCCUGUCCAUCUUCUCUUCUUCAACAUACCGAACGACAUAAUCAACUUUACAUACCAAUAUCCGAUCGCAUCCAAUCCCAUUCCAUUUACAUACACCCAUACCACACCUCCUCCUCCCCACACCACGGCCUUCACCAUGUUCGGAAUCCAGCAUCACCCAGACCUAACUCGGAAGAGAGGACGUGACGAUGAGGAGGACAUGCACAAUGGCACUCUGAGCUUUGGUGAACACAGAAACAAACGCCUUCAAUGCCUACCCCUCCGAACAUCGCCGACCUCCUCGAAGCGCUGGUCGACACCCGUUAUACCGCUCAACGCCGCUCCUUGCACUCUGACACCAGGCGACUCGGACUCGGAGGAACAGCCCAGGUCACACUUCUCGCCAUGGUCGUCAUCACCCGCGCCCAUGUCUUGCCAGCCCUCGCCCUUUGGUCCGACCGAGCCCGAUCGUGACAUGGACAUGAUGGACACAAUGUCGCCGCCUCCUGUCCCGCAGCAGCACAUCCAGUCAGACCAGCCCGCCUCUGUCAACGGCCGUAUGCCCACCCCGAUUCAGCCAAACUUUGCCUCCCAAUUCAUGAAUGGCGGCUCCUCAGCGCGCGACUGGCGCGGCCCGGGUCCCGCGGUGAGCCAUCGUACCGGCGUAGUGAAUAUGGGCCACAUGCACGCCGGCUUCGGCAGCGACGAGUCCCGUUCCAUUCCUCGUACCAUGGAAGGCACCGACGAUUGGCACAACAUCCAGAAUCGCCGUCUGCCGUCGCCUAUUAGUGAAGGCGAGGACUCGGCGAGCCAUCUGGGCAGCGGAAGCCUGAGCCCCCCGGGAAUGGUCCUCGAUAACGGUUUCCCGUCCAACCUGACUGCCCGCUUAGAACAGUCGUCUCUCAACGGACACGAUCAUCACGAUAUGGGCAUGAUGGAUGUGGAGGACCACUCACACAUGAUGAGUGAUGAUCCCGUCAUCACUACCAUUGACGCCGCUCCCCUUGAAACGACGUCAGCACCGGCAACACCCUCGCCUGGACGCAAGGGACACAUUCGAUCUAGGCACACUGUCAACUCGUGGACUUGGCAGCCUGGCAUGAAGAAGAGCUUCAGCAUCGGUUACCGUGCUGAUUGCGAAAAGUGCCGCCUCAAGGUGCCGGGCCACUUUAAUCACAUUGUUGUCUCAUAG
This is a messenger RNA of Colletotrichum lupini, 1734 nucleotides long. RefSeq lists its product as uncharacterized. The record is from RefSeq and is a predicted model, not a curated record. The transcript is spliced from 5 exons. The annotation marks the transcript as partial. Lineage: Eukaryota; Fungi; Ascomycota; Sordariomycetes; Glomerellales; Glomerellaceae.